AUGGGCGAAAAGGAAGAUGGACCAACCAGGCCUUCUACAUCGAUUGGACUCACCCAGGGAUAUUAUGGAGCUGUAAAUCCAUAUAACCUGCCAUAUAUGAUGCCUCCAAAUACAUAUCCACAUCCAUAUCCAUAUGCUUGGGGUAGCCAGCAACUGCCACGGCCACCCUUUGGACCAAACAUGACAUCCCCAGUGGAGAGUAAUCUGAGGGAGUUGAAUAGAGGUGAAGAUAGAACCCAGCAUCUGCCACAGCCACCGUAUCUGCCACAUCCACCUUUUGGAACAAACAUGCCAUCCCCUUCCUCGACUAAUCCGGAUGAGUUGAUACGAGGUGAAAAUACAACUCAGCAUUCGGCGAAGUCACCAUGUGUGCCAAAUAUCCCCUACUCACAUUGCGCAAGUGAGUCAUCAACUAUGCCAUCCAAUUCCGUAGGUGAAAAGAAUUUAGGAGAAACUUCAUCCGACAUAAAUAUAGAGCCAGAUGCAGAGGGGAUGAAUGAAGUAUUAGAUGAUGAUAACAGAGUCGAGCCUCCAACAUCUGGUAUGCAAUUUUCUACUGAUAAAGAGGUUUUAGACUAUUACAAACGAUACGCCAAACAAGAGGGUUUUGGUGUUAUCAUAAAAAGGACGAAGAGAGAUCUGGAUGGGGAUGCGAAGUAUGUGACCAUUGGUUGUGCACGUGGCGGCAGGUACUAUCCUAGCCACAGUAAUUUAGCAAAGCCACGAGCAACGACCAAAACUGAUUGUAAGGCAAAGAUAAAUGCUCGCUUUGUGAAUGGGGUAUGGGUGUUGACCAGUGUUGAUCUGGUUCAUAAUCACAGUACCGUUAGCCCACAGAAAUCUAGAUUUUUUAGAUCACACAAAUGUUUGGAUGAAUAUAGUCAGAGAAUGCUCGAUUUGAAUGAUAGAGCGGGUAUUCGGAUGAAUAAAAAUUUUCAAGCACUUGUGACUGAUGCGGGGGGGUUUGAGAACUUAGCUUUUCAAGAAAAAGAUUGUAGAAAUUUUAUUGACAAAGCUAGAUAUUUGAGAAUGGGUAAAGGAGGCGGUGAAGCACUAAACGACUACUUUAAGAGAAUGAGGAAAAUUAAUGAUGACUUCGUCUCCGUCAUGGAUGUGGAUGAUGAAUCUAGAAUUAGGAAUGUGUUUUGGGCUGAUGCACGAAGUCGGGCGGCAUAUGAGUACUUUGGAGACGUUAUCACGUUCGAUACAACGUACCUAACAAAUAGGUACGGGAUGCCCUUUGCUCCUUUUGUUGGAGUAAACCAUCAUGGGCAGUCCAUACUCUUGGGGGCAGGCUUGAUUUCAAGCGAGGACACAAGCACCUUCGUGUGGUUGUUUGAAGCAUGGUUAGAAUGCAUGAAUGGCAGGGCACCCGCAGCCAUCAUAACAGACCAAGGCAGGGCAAUGAAGAAUGCCAUUCAAAUUGUAUUCCCGAAUGCAAGACAUAGAUAUUGUCUCUGGCAUAUAAUGCGGAAACUGCCUGAGAAAUUGGGAUCCCACUCGGCAUAUAACGCAGGCUUGAAGACUGCAAUUCAGAGUGCAGUCUAUGAUACACAAACUUGCGAACAAUUUGAGGAGAAGUGGGUGCAGUUAAUUCAUAAGUAUGAUCUUAUUGAUAAUGCAUGGUUGCAGGGGUUGUACACCGAGAGGUCCUUUUGGGUACCAGUUUACUUGAAAGGUGUAUUCUCGGCUGGUAUGAGCACUACCCAACGGUCUGAAAGUAUGAACGCCUUCUUUGAUGGAUAUGUGCAUUCCGGUACGACAUUGAAAGAAUUUGUCGAUCAAUUCGACAAUGCUUUGAGGAAGAAGGUGGAGGCAGAGACGACAUCUGAUUUUCAGUCCUGUAACCAAACCGUCCCAUGUGUAUCCCUAUUCAAAAUUGAGAGCCAGUUUCAAUCAAUGUACACAAAUGCAAAAUUUAAAGAAGUCCAAGCGGAGGUUUGGGGGAUGCUUUUAUGUAACCCUACACUUGUGGGCACUGAAGGGUGCAUUUCCACCUUUGAUGUUUUCGAAGAAAUCUCUACACCUGUUGGACAGUCCAAAAUUGUGAAGUACAUAGUGUACUUCAAUGAAGACGAAUGCGAAGUUAAAUGCACGUGUGCCCUGUUUGAGAUGAGGGGGAUUCUCUGUAGGCAUGGAUUGAAAGUAUGUCAAAUGAAGUACAUUCAUGUGUUGCCAGAUAAAUAUGUGUUGGAUAGAUGGAGGAAAGACUUAAAGAGAAGAUACACACUUGUUAAGAGUAGCUAUGAUGAUUUACGGGUCAAUGCGGAUGCACGACGGUAUGAGCUUGUCGUUAAAAGAUGUCUAAGAUUUGCGACGCGUGUAUCUCGAAAUGAGGACCAUGUGAAUGCAUUCUUCCAUAUGUUGGAUGAGUUUGAGCAUAAGUGUGUAGGAUUAGAGCCUGAGUCCGGUUCAGCAAAGUUAAAAGAGAACGUGGUUGCCGAUAAGGAUAAGAAAAUAUUAAGCCCGAACGUUGUUCGGAGGAAAGGGAGACCGCCAACGAGAAGAAAGGUCCCAAUGGUUGAGAAGGCUACAAGGAAGAGAAAGAAGACACAGACAUACAGGAAUCUAUUUGACGAAGACUCCACUAAUAUCGACCUGCCGGUGUCAGAAGUUGGUGCUACCGUUGACGAGGUUGUUAUCCCAACGCAAUGUAGUACUCUAACACAAGUAAGGCCUCUGGCCGAUGACGAGGGUAGCUGUUUACAGCACUUGUUACUAGCUUUUUCUGCUGUUGGCUCUCAAAGUUUAUACAAUAUUGCUGACACCCAAAUCUAUGUUUCUAGAGUUCAGGAGAAACACUUAUGUUUCUAUCACAUUAUGACGUGGAAGGAGUUCAAGUUUCAGGACUGA
Messenger RNA from Juglans regia (Persian walnut), 2853 nucleotides. Its product is annotated as protein FAR1-RELATED SEQUENCE 5-like. The record is from RefSeq and is a predicted model, not a curated record. Bases 1 to 2853 code for a protein of 950 amino acids. NCBI's taxonomy places the organism in Eukaryota, Viridiplantae, Streptophyta, Magnoliopsida, Fagales, Juglandaceae. The transcript is spliced from 9 exons. Gene Ontology annotation, molecular function: zinc ion binding.